CCAUUCCAAAAUUGCCCCGGUUUGUUCAUUCACAAAUUGCAAGCCCUGACAAUACCUGUACAGUUCCGAGAGUAACAUUGUAUAGAAUAUACAUAUAUUUAAUCUUAAGAAUAACUUUAAUUAACGGUGACGGACAUUUCACAAUGGCAAACAUGAAGGGCCUUGCAAUUAUUUUGUUGUUUGCAAUCAGUGCAAUAACUGCAGUUCAUUGCAGAAGUGAUCACAAGAAUGAUCCCCGCAGUAAUGGUGAUUUAGCCCUAUGGAUAGAUGAGAAACAAGUCAAGAUGUUCAGUGGAAUGGUUAUGGAAAUUUAUGCAAUAAGAAAUGGAAAUGUAUCUCCAUAUAUACUUGAUCCAAACUUUGAGAAGUAUCUUCCAAUAAUACCAUCGGAAGUGAGUCAUGUGAACUUUAUAUGGAAGGCUGGACUCAAGAAGUAUUAUUAUAAUUUUGAUAGGCUGCAAUCCUUUGAUGAGAGUAUCUUAAGUGCUCCAGUAAUAUCAAUAAAAACAAAGGGUCGAGUACCCAGGAGACCUAAAGAGUUUAGCAUUCUAUUACCAUGCCUGGGUAACAGCUCUGGUAUUGCAACAUUUAGCAUUGGUUUGCUAAUAGAGAGCCGUAAAGGGAGGCCCUUAAAUGGUACACCACUUAGACUCAAACUACGGAAGGAAUGUUCUCAACGUAACCCAGAUCCAGAAUGUGAUAAGAAAUGUGCAAAUCAGGGAUGGUGCAAUAGAGAGAAAAUAUGUCAAUGUCCUGAAGGCUACAUGGGCCAAUAUUGCAGAACUGCACUGUGUUAUCCACAAUGCAUGAAUGGAGGUAAUUGUACCUCACCAGGAGUAUGCAGUUGUCCACCUGGAUUUCAAGGGAGACAUUGUGAAGGGGGUAUUUGCAGUGAGAAAUGUUUGAAUGGAGGAAAGUGCAUUCAGAAAGAUACUUGUGAGUGUCCGAAAGGCUAUUAUGGUUUACACUGUGAAUAUUCCAAAUGUAUAAUAUCAUGCCACAAUGGAGGCAAAUGCAGAGGUGUCAACAAAUGCAAAUGUCCACAAGGUUUUCGGGGUGACCAUUGUGAAAUUGGUAGAGGUAAACCUCACCGCAGUACAUGUAAAAUUGCUUGCAAACAUGGUACAUGUAUAGAUAACAAUUGUGUUUGUGAGCCAGGCUGGUAUGGGAGAUUGUGCCAUCAUAUGACAUUGAAGUAAGACUGUUUUGUUGACUUAUAACAUGUAUGUUAAGUGCUUUAAAGUGAAAAUCCACUGUAUUUUUGAAUAAUUUUACACUUUUUUUUUAUAUGAUA
Messenger RNA from Nicrophorus vespilloides, 1294 nucleotides. RefSeq names its product protein shifted-like. Gene Ontology annotation, cellular component: cell surface; extracellular region. Gene Ontology annotation, biological process: anatomical structure development. The transcript is spliced from 3 exons. Gene Ontology annotation, molecular function: signaling receptor binding. Lineage: Eukaryota; Metazoa; Arthropoda; Insecta; Coleoptera; Silphidae. The record is from RefSeq and is a predicted model, not a curated record. Bases 144 to 1199 code for a protein of 351 amino acids.